AUCGAGCCGUUCACAUUGUUGGGUGUUUGUGCAGGUUUAAUUCCAUAUCCUCAUCAUAAUCAGAGCCCUCGAAAUACAUACCAAUGUGCUAUGGGUAAGCAAGCGAUGGGUACGAUUGGUUACAAUCAGCAGAAACGGAUUGACUCUUUGAUGUAUCUUCUCGUCUACCCGCAACGACCACUCGUUAAAUCGAAGACAAUUGAAUUCUGCAACUUCGAAAAGUUACCAGCCGGACAGAAUGCCAUCAUAGCGGUGAUGUCGUAUAGCGGGUAUGAUAUCGAGGACGCAUUGGUGUUGAAUAAAGCAUCUCUUGAUCGAGGUUCGUUGAUUCGCUUCAUUUCAUUACUCGGAACAGCCAAGAAGUAUCCGAAUCAGACGUUCGACCGUUUAAUGGGUCCAACCAUCGAGUCAACAACUCGUAAACCAAUCUAUAAACAUCAAGUGCUUGAUCAAGAGGGAAUUGUUUUUGCUGGAGCUCGCAUUCGUUCGAAACAGGUGAUGAUCAACAAACACAUGCCUAUCGUAAGCUUAGAAGCAUCUGCCGUAGCGCAGUCUUCCGGCGUCGUGCAAGCGGGUAAUCGUAACGUUGAAUAUAAAGACGUUUCGGUCGCGUAUCGAAAUCCAAUACCAUCUUAUGCUGAACGCGUUCUGCUGACCUACAAUGAGGACGAUGCACAUCUCAUCAAAGUACUGCUCAGACAGACGAGGUUGAUUCUUUAUUAUUCAUUCAUAUUUCGUGUGCUAUGUUCUUUUUUUGGUUUUGAUGAACAGUUGCGGGUGCGCAAAAACGUUUGA
Anisakis simplex (herring worm) is the source of this 795-nucleotide messenger RNA. The record is from the annotation of a GenBank genome assembly. NCBI's taxonomy places the organism in Eukaryota, Metazoa, Nematoda, Chromadorea, Rhabditida, Anisakidae.